AUGAAACAACUACGGGAAAUCCCCGACCAAGUGCAACGCGCUCGAGAACAGUCACGGACUGAGUUAAAUAAGUUGCGUGAGCAUCUGUACCGUCUAGGUUUUAUUUUCUUGGUCGGCGAGCCACUGUGGAAGGUGGGGUACAACCUGCUGCCGCUGGAUAGUCAGGCGAAGCUUUUGACGAAGAUGCAGCUAGCAAGGAAGACGUCUCUCCUUCAGACAAAAGCGCCUUCCGUUCCGCGAGAGAAACAAUAUGAUAUGGCUUAA
Molecule: messenger RNA, 264 nt
Organism: Peronospora matthiolae
Lineage: Eukaryota; Oomycota; Peronosporomycetes; Peronosporales; Peronosporaceae
Source: the annotation of a GenBank genome assembly